AUGUCGCGAGCGCUGGGCGAUCUCGCAUACAAGAACCUCGCCACGGAACAUACGUCGAUCGGAUGUCCGGAAAGCGAUAGUAGAGAGAUACCCGACGCACCUGGGGUGCAGGACGGUCUUCUCUCGAGCGAACCCUUCAUCACGAGGAUGACCCUUGCAGAGCAUGGGGCGUACAUCCUAGCGCUGACCUCGGACGGAGUCACGGACCAGCUUGAGGAUUCGGAGAUUCUGAAUCGACUCUCGGAUUCCUGGGAUGCAGAUCCACGAGCUCAGCGCGCCGCUCGCAUUCUAGUGUCCGAGGUGGGCCAUCGACCGCGGAGUGACAUGCCACCUGCAUCGCGGUGUUCAUGA
Aspergillus melleus is the source of this 351-nucleotide messenger RNA. RefSeq lists its product as uncharacterized. NCBI's taxonomy places the organism in Eukaryota, Fungi, Ascomycota, Eurotiomycetes, Eurotiales, Aspergillaceae. The coding region runs from base 1 to 351 and encodes 116 amino acids. The record is from RefSeq and is a predicted model, not a curated record. The transcript has a single exon.